AUGUCCUCCACCACCGCCACCCAGAAGAAGACCUCCAUCCUCUCUUCUUUCGUUUCCCACGCCAAAGAGCACCACAGGAGCGUCAACGCCGCCUACAGCACCUACUACUGCCCCGGCGGCUCCGUCCAGACCUCGCCCGAGCCAUCGCGCAACAACUCCAUCGCCAUGCCCGCCCCCGUCCAACGCACCUCCUCAGACUCGAGCGUACGCAAGGCCUGGAAAGCCGUCAAGCAGCACCACCACGACAUGAACGACGCCUACGCCUCCUUCUACGCACCCGGCCACGCCACAUCCCCAUCCGGCUCGCGAGGCAGCUCGGUGGCUUCGACUCCCCGGGGCAGCGCUGAGGAAGCUCGCCAUGAAGUCUCCGGCGAGAAGAAGUCCAAGUGGGCGGCUGUCAAGAAGGCGGCUGUUGAGCACCACCGAGCCAUGAACGCGGCGUAUGCUACCACAUAUGGCGCUGGAUUCAAGGCAUAG
Messenger RNA from Dothidotthia symphoricarpi CBS 119687, 477 nucleotides. RefSeq lists its product as uncharacterized. The transcript has a single exon. Bases 1 to 477 code for a protein of 158 amino acids. NCBI's taxonomy places the organism in Eukaryota, Fungi, Ascomycota, Dothideomycetes, Pleosporales, Dothidotthiaceae. The record is from RefSeq and is a predicted model, not a curated record.